This is a messenger RNA of Doryrhamphus excisus (bluestripe pipefish), 11292 nucleotides long. The record is from RefSeq and is a predicted model, not a curated record. NCBI's taxonomy places the organism in Eukaryota, Metazoa, Chordata, Actinopteri, Syngnathiformes, Syngnathidae.
UAAUUUCUACAGCAGACUGCUUCUGUGGAUCGGCGCGUCCAUGUGGAAAAAAGGUGCAUUUUAUCAAAGCUUCACUUCAAAGAGUACUUGGCCACUAGUCGUUUUUACAGCGACCUCAUAGAUUUUGGGGGGGGGGUUAAACAAGUUUUUCAGUAGAACAUGCAUACCUGCACUCCAUCAUUAUUUGUGAAUUGGUAUAUCAUAUACGUAAGUCAGUACCCCCCCUCACAUUACAUCACAUUCUCUUGUCAAAGCAAAAUACUAUAGAAUUUAACUUGAAUAUACUUGGCGAAAUAUCUGGCAACACAAGUGAGUAGCGGGGCUGUCGAGCAUUGUGUUGGUAGCAUCAUGAUGUGGGGCUGCAUGAGUGCUGCCGCCACUGACGGAAUCAUGGACUGUGACAUUGUGUGAUGUUGUCACAGCACCCUGAGUGCCAGCAUGGCUGUUCGCAUUUUUUCUACUGAAUAAUGACUACUCUAAAGUAUAUUCAACUUUAAUUCCUGUAGUAUUGUCCCUUGACAAGAUAUGCCGUCAUAAAACCAUCAUAAAAAUGCUGAAAUGGGAGGAGUGGACUCACUUUUGGGAGAUACUGUAAUGUCCUGGCUUUGUUUUGCCUCCUCCUUGCAGAAAUCUGCUGCUGAUGUUGAGUAUACUUACUCCAGAUGUCGAGUGUACUUUGCUUCUGACUUGUGUACUUUUGUCUUGAUGUUGACUAUACUUGCUUCAGAUGUUGAGGGUUGUGCACUUGCUCCUGAUGUUGAGUGUGCUUUGUUCCAAAUACUAAGCAUACUUUGCUCCUGAUAUUGAGUAUACCGGAUGCUGAUAUAUUGAGUAUACUUCAAUCAUGUGUUGAGUGUACAUUGCUCCUGAUGUUGAGUGUACUUUGCUCCUGAUGUUGAGUGUACUUUGCUCCUGAUGUUGAGUGUACUUUGCUCCUGAUGUUAAGUCUACUCGCUGCUGAUGUUGAGUGUUGUGUACUUGCUCCAAAUACUAAGUAUACUUGAUGUUGUCCUGAUGUUGAGGAUAUUUUGAUGCUGAUGUAUUGAGUAUACUUGAUGCUGAUAUAUUGAGUGUACUUGCAAUGAUGUGUGAGUGUACUUCCUCCUGAUGUUGAGAGUACUUUGCUCCAGGUGUCGAGUGUACUUGCGCCUGAUGUUUAGCAUACUUGCUGCUGAUGUAUUGAGUAUACUUGAUGCUGAUAUGUUGAGUGUACUUGAUGCUGAUGUAUUGACUAUACUUAAUGCCGAUAUGUUGAUUGUAAUUAAUGCUGAUGUUGAGUGUACUUACUCCUGAUGUUGAGUGUACUUACUCCUGAUGUUGAGUGUACUUUGCUCCUGAUGUUGAAUGUACUUGCUCCUGAUGUUGAGUGUACUUUGCUCCUGAUGUUGAGUGUACUUUGCUCCUGAUGUUGAGUGUACUUUGCUCCUGAUGUUGAGUGUACUUUGCUCCUGAUGUCGAGUGUAUUUUUUCUUGGUGUCAAGUGCACUUGCUCCUGAUGUUUAGCAUACUCGCUGCUGACAUUAUGAAAUUGCGCACUCAGGGAUUGCUCUGCCUAUUUCGGGUGGGUAAAUCUAUUAUUAAGUAAAUGACCGAGCUUAGUCGUGUAAAUGAACUGCAGUUAGCUAUUAGACGUGUUGAAUGACGUUCCGUCCACAUCUGGGCGAUGGUCUGCUCAAGUUGGCUCCACUGAAGAUGUUUUCUUGUCCAAAGGUUGUGCUGGGACUGAGCAAACAAAGCUCAUCCUCCCUGACAGCUCUAAUCUGCUUUCCCCCACUUUUCAAAUCCAGGCGUCGGUCACUCGUCUUUUUUUUUAUUACAUAUUUCUGUCUCGGUCUUAAAAUUCCAGCUUGAUUUGACGCCCCCUCCCUAUUUUUUCUAUCCCAUUUCCCCCUUGCCAUAUCCCCUCAGGGCCCAUCUGUCUGAACUCCAUCAUUUCCACUGCUGACCUCAUAAAGACCAAAAAAUGGCGAGCUGGGUGUCCCUCCUCAUCUUCGUGGCCUGCCACUGGACCUCCAGAGCCCAGGAGGCCAGCCUGGACCUCCCGGAGUUCCCCUCAGAGACGGCCAUAAAUAACGUAGUCCAGGACCCGCGCACGGGUCGCGUGUACGUGGGAGCCGUCAACGCGGUCUACCAACUGGGACCGUCUCUGCGCCUGGAAGCCCGAGCGGAGACGGGCCCCAAAAAGGACGCCAGGACAUGCACGCCGCCGGCUUCUGCCUGCCAGGACACCAAGCUGAUGCCCAACAUCAACAAGCUGCUGCUGGUCCACCCGGCCAACGGCUCCCUCAUCGUGUGCGGGAGCCGCUACCGGGGCAUCUGCUCCUUGCUGAACCUGUCCAACGUGGACCAGGAGCUCUACUACAGCGACAGCAAGGGGGAGAGGACUUACGUGGCGAGCAUAGAGGACAACGUCAACGUGGUGGGCGUCAUGUCCACCUUCACGAAGGACCAACACAAGUUUGACGUGUUCCUUGUGGGUAAAGGCUACGGAAGCCAGGAUAGCACCAAGAUCAUUACCACCAGGAUUCUGCAGGACUUCCGGGAGUGGGUGGUGUUUGAGAGCAUCAUCGAGGCGUCCACCAUUCAGACCAUGCCCUUCGGUCCUCGCUACCUUCACGACUUCAGGCACGCCUUCACAGCCGACGGCUUUGUUUACUUUGUCUUCUCCAGGACUCUGGACGGCACAGACAACAAGAACCUGACCUUCGUGUCCCGUCUGUGCGAGAACGACCACCAUUUGUAUUCGCACACGGAGCUGCAGCUCAAAUGCGGCCAGGAUAACCGAUUCAGCAAAGUGCACGCCGCCUACGUGGCGUCGCCGGGAAAGGAGCUGAGUCGUGUCAUGACCGAGUCCGGCGUGUACGGGAAGGUCCAGCCCUGGAAUAAAGUUCUCUUCAUGGUGGCCAGCUCGGAGGACGACCACAGCGACUCGGCACUGUGCAUGUACACGCUCAACGCCAUCAACGAGCGGCUGGUGGACAUCAUCACCGCCUGCUACAGCGACUCGGGGAAGAUAUCGGGCUUCCCUGCCGUUGACAUCCCGUACUCAUCCAAAACGGCGGAAUUCUGCACUUCCAAAAUUGCGAAGGACACGCUGGAACAGUACAAAUGUGGCGGAGACUUCCUACCGACGCCUCUGGCCAGCAAGCCCAGAUUUGCCUUGAAGUCCAAUGCCGUGUUGACCAAGCCGGGAAUUUUGACCGCCGUGGCCAUUGCCGUGGAGAACGACCACACCAUUGCCUUCUUGGGGAGCAACCAGGGAGAAGUCUUCAAGGUACACCUGACAUCGGCGCCGUACGUGUACAGCAAGGCUCCUGGCGACACCUUGGGGGAGACAGUGAACAAGAACCUUUUCUUCGACAUGGACCACAGCCACCUCUACAUUACCACUGAUAAAAAGAUCACCAAGGUGCCCGUGGAGACGUGCCUCCAAAAGAAAGACUGCCAAUCUUGCGUGAACACGAGGGACCCGUACUGUGGCUGGUGCGUCCUGGAGGGCAGGUGCACCAGGCGGUCUGAGUGCCGUCGGGCAGAGGAGAAGAAUGGCUGGCUGUGGAGCCCCAGGCAGCAAUGUGUCAAGAUCCUCUCUUUCUACCCUCCCAACCUCUCCUGCAAGAAGAGCCAGAAGGUGAAGAUCAAUAUCUCCUCCCUGCCCGCCAUCGGUCCUUCGGACCGUCUGCAGUGCUCCUUCAAGACCUUCCAGAGCGAGGGCGUCAUGUGGGACUCGGGCCAGGUCUCCUGUGAUCUGCCCCGCCCCUCGCUGUUACCCCAAACACCCGAGGACCAAGAUUUUGUGGCCGUGCCGGUGAGCAUUUUCGUCAACAAUACGGUAGAGUUGGCGACACGUGACUACCAGUUCUACAACUGCGCCGCCACUGUGAAGAAGUCUGAAAACAUGCCGUGCAUGUCAUGCGUGGCCAGUCCGUGGCGCUGCCAAUGGAACACCCGCGACCACACGUGUAGUGACAUGGAGGAUCGCGUGCUGGGUCCUAACAUCAUCAAGCACCGACAGGGUGCCAAGUGUCCUCAGUUUGAGAAUCCUGACCCAAUGCUGAUCCCCGUGGGUUUCAAGCAGCCAAUCAGCUUCGAGGGCAUCAAUCUGGACCUUUACCAGGGCCAUGUUUUCACCAUCGGCACCGAGCUCAUGAGAAACGUGGAGAAGGAGGUCAACUUUGAGGAUAGCCCUUUCUACACCUUCAGCGGAUUCAAUUUUUCCUACGAUAAGUCACCGGAGACCAACGUACUUCUUUACGUCAAGGACAAAGAGUUAGGAAAGAAGAUGGAUAGCACGCUAAAUGUCACCCUGUACAACUGCUCAGUGGGCCGAGAGGACUGCAGUUUGUGCAAGAACGCCGACCCAAAGUACAGAUGCGUGUGGUGCUCCAAACACAAGGCCUGCAUCUACGAACAGCUGUGCGCCCCCGACCAACAAGGCUCCGAGGACCCCCACCACGCCGAGUGCCCCGCCCCUGAAAUCACUGAUAUCAUCCCUCGCUACGGCCCCCUGGAGGGCGGCAUCGCCGUCACCAUCCGGGGCUCCAAUCUGGGAAUCCGCAAGGAAGACAUUAAACGCAUCACCGUGGCCGGGGAGCCCUGUGUUCAUCAGCAGGAGAAGUACUCAGUCUCCACCAGUGUGGUAUGUGUGAUCGGCCGCAUGACCCCUGGGAAUCCCUUAUGGGGCCAAGUGGAUGUGGAGGUCAAAGGGGGAAAGACAGGAACAUCGUCCAUAUUCUUCACCUACAGGCACCCGAUUCCUCAAGCGGUUACGCCGAGUCGAGGUCCCAAAGCUGGGGGCACCCUCAUUACCAUCACUGGAAGCUUUUUGGACACGGGUAGUAAGGAGGACAUCCAGGUCACCGUUGGAGGAGUGGACUGCAGUGUGGAGCACUUUGGAGCAGAAAUCACUUGCAGGACAGGAGAGUACCGGGCUGAUAAGGUGCCCUCUGACCCCCUGUCCGUGAUGGUGAAGUAUGGGACGAGCACCCUGACCUACGUCAACAGUGCCUUCCAGUUCUUGGAGAACCCCACUGUGCUGGACCAUCAGCCCAAAGCAAGCUUUGUCUGUGGUGGUAGAAACAUUGUCGUGACCGGCUCAGGUUUUGAUAUCAUCCAGCGAGCCCUCAUGAAGGUCCGGGGAGACAACUCCACAUCAUUUGAGGAUGCCCACGAGAAGAACGACACGGUCAUCCAGUUCCGCUCCCCGACAGUCAACGGCUCGCUGAGUCAGCACGCCAGGACGUACAUCCAGCUGGACAACUGGGAGAAGGAGUUGAAGAACUUCGACUACCACCCAGACCCCGUCUUCUACGAGCUACCCAAGAGGCUCUUCACUGAGGCCAGCAUCAUCAUCGUCAACGGUCGAGGCUUCUCCAAAGCCAUGACGGCCAAGGAAGCUCAGGCCUUCGUGGGCGACGUCCCCUGCGUGGUCAACACCCUCCAGGAUGACAAACUGUUUCUGGACCCGCCCUCCACCCAGCCUCGUGCUCGCUCCCGCAGGCAGCGGCGUGACACUCGGCCGGAGCUGCUGGAUCUAAUGAUCAAGUUCGGCAAGGGGGAGUGGGUGGUGGGCUCGGUGCAGUAUGAGAAGAAGAAUGAUUUGUCGCUCUAUAUCAUCAUCCCUGCUGUCAUCGUGCCCAUGCUGCUCAUCAUUGCUGUCUCUGUCUACUGCUACCGGAGGAAGAGUCAACAGGCAGAGAGAGAGUAUGAGAAAGUCAAACACCAGCUGGAGAACCUGGAGGAGAGCGUGAGAGACCGCUGCAAGAAAGAAUUCACAGACCUCAUGAUCGAAAUGGAGGACCACACCAAUGACCUGAGUGAGGGUCGGAUCCCCUUCCUGGACUAUAAGACCUACACGGACCGCGUCUUCUUCCUGCCCUCCAAGGAUGGCGCCAACGACGUGAUGAUAACGGGCAAGCUGGACAUCCCCGAGGCUCGGCGGGCCACCGUGAUGCAGGCUCUCAACCAGUUCUCCAACCUUCUCAACUCCAAGACCUUCCUCAUCAAUUUUAUCCGCACCCUGGAGCGCAGCCAUGACUUCAACGCCAGGGCCAAAGUGUACUUCGCCUCCUUGUUGACGGUGGCACUGCACGGGAAGCUGGAGUACUACACAGACAUCAUGAGGACCCUGCUGCUGGAGCUCAUGGAGGAGUACGUCCACAGCAAAAACCCCAAACUUAUGCUACGACGGUCAGAGACGGUGGUAGAAAGGAUGCUGUGCAACUGGAUGUCCAUCUGCCUCUACCAGUUCUUAAAGGACUCAGCAGGCGAGCCCUUGUACAAACUCUUCCGAGCCAUCAAGCACCAGAUCGAGAAAGGACCCGUGGACGCCCGAGUGAAGAAAGCCAAGUACACCCUGAAUGACACAGGCCUGCUGGGCGAUGAUGUGGAGUAUUCUGUCCUGACCCUGCAGGUGCUGGUGCACGGCGAGGGUCCAGAUGUGACUCCGGUUAAGGUUCUCAACUGCGACACCAUCUCGCAGGUGAAAGAGAAGAUCAUCGAGUUGGUGUACAGGAAUCUGCCGUACUCCUUGCGGCCCAAAGUCGACAGCGUCACGCUGGAGUGGCGCCCGGGGUCGACUGGGCAGAUUUUAUCCGAUCUGGAUUUGACCUCGCAGAAGGAGGGCAGAUGGAAACGCAUCAACACUCUGGCUCAUUACAACGUACGCGAUAACGCCACAGUAGUUCUAUCGCGGGUGCUUCACACACAGCAGAACUACGAACAGAACCAGGAAAACCACGAAGAGCGGAACGCUCUGUUGGAUGAUGACAAGGUGUUCCACCUGGUGAGGCCCGCUGACGAGCUGGAUGAGAUCAAGUCCAAACGGGGAAGCAUCAAAGACAAGUCCAUGACUAAAGCCAUCACGGAGAUUUAUCUCACAAGACUGCUUUCUGUCAAGGGAACACUGCAGCAGUUUGUGGACGACUUCUUCCGCAGCGUGCUGUGCUCCGGGGCGGUGGUGCCGCCUGCGGUCAAGUACUUCUUUGACUUCCUGGAUGAGCAGGCGCUGAAGCACAACAACGUUGAUGAUGAGACCAUUCACAUCUGGAAAACCAACAGCCUUCCUCUACGAUUUUGGGUGAACAUCCUGAAGAAUCCUCACUUCAUCUUUGACGUCCACGUGUCAGAAGUAGUGGACGCUUCGCUGUCCGUCAUUGCCCAGACCUUCAUGGAUGCCUGCACCAAGACCGAGCACAAACUCAGUCGGGACUCUCCGAGUAACAAACUUCUCUAUGCAAAGGAGAUCUCCACGUACAAGAAGAUGGUGGAUGAUUACUACAAGGGCAUCAGACAGAUGGUCCCCGUCAGUGACCAGGACAUGAACACUCAUCUGGCCGAGGUGUCACGGGCUCACACAGACAAGCUGAACACACAAGUGGCUCUCCAUCAGCUGUACCGCUACGCCAGCAAGUACUAUGACGGGAUCAUCUCGUCCCUGGAUGAGGACCCGGCAGCCCAGAGUAAGCAGCUGACCCUGCGGCUCCAGCAGAUAGCAGCCGCCCUGGAAAACAAAGUGACUGAUCUCUAACGUGGAGAUAGGCCGGGCGGGAUAAUUGCCUGCAUCCUGCCAGUGACUACGGGGGCUUAUUUCGUGGGGAAAGAAACCACACACACAAACACACGGGAAGUCAGGAGUGGCGUGUUGUCGUGCGACAUGGCCCUGGGACAAUAUUCCAAUAAUAUUCUCUUGUGUGGCGUAUCAUUGAGAUGCAAAUGGAGAGCCGAUGAUGUGUUGCGCGAUGCAAAGGUACGCCUUAAAGCUCACUUGCCAAACCUUAAAAAAAAAAAAAAAAACUUGAGUCAGGCUCCGGGAAGUAAGCCCCUGUGCGGCGCACUGGUGUAGGAGAUCAUCAGAUGUUCCAUUUCUUUCCUGUGUAGAAGAGGUUUUGAGAAUUGUAUGAUAUAUUUUUUGUAAUCGUCUUUACGCCGAAAGCUUUAUAAGGAAACACAAAAAAUACCUUUUUAAAUGGAUUGCCUCGUGGUGCGGGUGGUGUUUUUAUUCAAUGUCGUGUGUGCGUGUGCGUGCCCAGGAUGCCUAACGUCAGGCGUGAGGUCUAGUAGACGGAGACCAAAGUGUCCUCACCCAAGGACAUACAUGUACAGGCUCAUGUGAAUGAUUAUGGCUAUAUUUUUCAUGUUGUUUUUAAGCCGUGUGUGGGUGCGCUUGUGGAAAAGCACUAAUAGCACAAUAGUGUGUCUCCCUUUAUCGGUCAGUGCCAUGGUACAUUCCGCUUCAAGCAAAGCACAGAAGAACAUUUCCAAUGUUUUUUGUUACGUUUCAUUUCUUUGCUGCUGUUUGUGUUCCGUUGUGGAGUCGUCACGUAAACCCUGCCAGGAAGUACCAUCAACGGCUUUACACGUUCCCAAUCAAAUUGGGUAGGAUAUCGUACGAAAAAAAAUUCAACGCGCACAUUUUUUCACAGAAAAUGUUGUGAAUACUUUUUAUUGGGUUGCUUUUUGCCAUAAAGUAAUGUCUGUUGUGCUUUUUUUUUAUCAUGAAUUUAUAUAUUGAAUGUUGACUUUGUCAAUUCGGAAGUAAUUUUACAUGGCUUUGCUUCUUUUUACACUUGCGAAACAUUUUAAAACGUUUAAAGCCACGCAGCGUUUACAGUCCAUCGAGGUGUCAUGAUAAUUAUUCCCAAUUCAAUUCAUUCCAAUAGAAAAAAAAGUCUUUGACCUUAGAUCAGAGGUGGGCAAACUACGGCUUGUGGGCCACAUCUGGCCCACUCGAUGUUUUGAAAUUGUUUUUGAAUAUUUGGCAACAAUACUUGCGAUGCUAUUGUGACGAGAAUGUAAACAUGGGUGUCUAGCGGACUCUGAUGUUAAAAACUCUUUUAAAGGUCAUAACGUUUUCUAUGCUCUCACUGUGAGAAUAUUCCAAAUAUAAAUAAGAAAUCCUACUUAGUGGAAGUACAGUCGGGUCUGGAAGCCAUAAAAAAGGAAUUAGCGUAUGUCCGUUGUCUGAAAUUUGCCUUUGGAUUGUAAAUAUGCAGUUUGCAAUAAAUUGCUGGUUAUGGGAAGUUAUCUUGCUUUAAUACUUUAAACUAAUAUGUUUCAUGUGCACGCAGGAAGUAGUCAGUACUUGCCGCUACAACAAAACGUCUGGGCACGGUUUAAAUAGUUAUCGUUCAUAGUUAGUCUUAUUCCAUGGUUGAAUAUGGCCUAUAAUUAGUACAAAAAUAUUCAUAUUUAAUCACAUAUUUGGUAACUCUCCCAAUGCUAUUAUGUGUCAGUUGCUAUCAUGUCCUAUUCUGUUUUAUUAUGUCUUAUUGGGUAAUUCCAAUGAAAAAGUGACUAUAGGGGUGUUACAUCAUAUCCAGAGUGCUCUAAUAAUCUUAAAAUGCAUAUUUUGAAAAUUGUAAACUGGUUUCUUUGCUCUAGCUAGGAUUUUUUGUGGCCCGCGAGUUAAAAAGUUUGCCCACCCCUGCCUUGGAUUUUCCGUUGGAUGUUUUAUUUUUCCAUCAACAAACCUGUUCAGUCAUCUGCCAAAUUGGUUAUGUUUCUGCAUUUUUGUACAAAAUCCUACUAAAUUCUUGUAAGAGCAGCUCGCUCACAAAGCAUACCCACCAAUGAUAGCAUUUAAGCAAUAGAAUCCUAAUAAAGUUGUUGUCGUUGAUGACUAUUAUUAUGAUAAAUAAGACACGUUCUUUUGGAUGUGUAUCAGUUGUCCAAAUAAUCAUGGAGCAUCCUGCCUCUAAAAGCGAUAAAGUAGCCCUUUGCUGAGUGCUGUCAAUAAUCUACCAGGACUGCAAUUGGUACUUUUUACAAACGGUGCAUUAGUGAAGAAAGUGGCUUGUAAAUAUUUGUUCUAGUGUGGAAUCAGGGUGGAGUGGGUGGGAGUGAUGUUCAUUAGGUCCUUCAUUCAUGCAACACUCCUUUACACUGUAGGCUAAUGGAGGGGUUUUUUCUCGACCCCCAUGCUUGUGCAUAUACCUAUCCACGCUUGUGUGUGUGUGUGCACCUCACCAUGCUUGUGUAUGUAGCUAACCAUAUUUGUGCUUCACUUGACCAUGGUUGUAUAUGUGCCUGACCAUGGUUGUGUGUGCACCUUGCCAUCAUGUGUACCUCUCCAUGGUUGCAUACACCUCACCAUUGUGCGCGUGUGUACCUCAUCAUGGUUGUGUGUGUGUAACUAACCAGGGUUGUGUGUAUAACUGACCAUUGUGUGUGUACCUCACCAUGGUUGUAUGAAUGUACGUGUUUGUGUGUGUGCCUCACCGUGGUUGUGUACACCUUGCCUUUGUGUGUAUACCUGAUCAUGGUUGUGUGUCACAUGACCAUGGUUAUUCCUGAUGGUGGUUGUUUGCAUUCCUCAACAUGGUCCUGUGUGUAUACCCGGCCAUGGUUGCGUGUAGCUGACGAGCAUACCAAGCUCCAGAGACCCCCUAGAAUGUUAAAUCCUGCCUCGGCAAGAGAGGGGCGGUGUUCAUAGGGCUGGACGAACAGCACUUGGCCCCGCCCACUCUGCCACUCACCCCAACGGCAUCUUGGAGGGUUUUUUGGGGUGUGGUUUUACUGCAAGACGCUUCUUUCAGAGCCUUUAUUUGACCAAACAUGUGCCUUAUGGAAUAGGAGGAUGCUUAUUAUGAUGUUUCUCUCGGUAACCUAGGUAACCACCAUGACAACCGUGCUAUAGACACAGCAAUGUACUCGGACUUGUGAUAGAUGAUGUGUGCUGUUUAAAAUGGCAGAUGUUCUGCUGCAGUUGUGUGUGUGUGUGUGUGUGUGUGUGUGCGCGCCAAUUAGGGGUGGUCAUCAUGAUAUGAUGAUUGAUACACUGCAAUAUUCAUAUUGAGUCUCGCCCCUGUUGCCAAUCGGUUGAAAACAUUUCAUUGUGAUUUUUUUGGCGAUGUUGACGUGUGUGUUUCUUUUGCGUGUCUGUGAUGUGCGCUUUGUAGGCCCAGGAAAGCCAAACUAAAAAUUAUCCAAUGGGAUUUGGAAUCCCCAUAAAAACAUUCCGAAAUGAGUCAAUAAAAGGGGGGGUAGGGUGGGGGGGUAUUCUUGGGUAGAUAUGAGUAGAGCGCAAAAGUGUUGCAGUGGUGUUGAUAUUUUUGGCUACUCCAGUGUUUCUUAGCUACUCCACCGUGUGUGCAAUCGAUGAUCUUUACCUGUACUCCACAAAUGACCUUUCUUACUGCUGUGCAGUUAUUUUUAUGAUUUCCUUCUUUGCUAUAACAUAUAAAUCUUUGUAAAACAAUGUUGAAAUACUGUAUUCUGACUGUAUAAUCCUAUGCAUUGAGUCCUGGAAGAAUAUAAGAAAAGACAGAAAAAAAAACAACCUGGUGCUGAGUCUUU